This is a messenger RNA of Linnemannia hyalina, 1341 nucleotides long. The record is from the annotation of a GenBank genome assembly. NCBI's taxonomy places the organism in Eukaryota, Fungi, Mortierellomycota, Mortierellomycetes, Mortierellales, Mortierellaceae.
AUGCCAGCAAACAGCAAUAACACCAUUUCAGCCUGCGGCAGAGCCAUUGCCAUCUCAGCUGUACUAGAGCGGGCACUUGGCCCCGUUUCGGUGGAGGUCUUUUCGCGUCUGGCCAGAAACAAGGCCCAAAGAUCUUUUGAGCUGCUGAGGAAGGAUACUACACCUGGGAGUCUUCCUGAAGUCCAUGCUAGACGUAUCCGAGCGCCCAUUGACCAAGAUGCGGGCGACACCACCAAGGAUCAACAGCCUACCCCUCAACAAUCACUCUCCCCCAAGGAAUACCAACUUCGCCGUCUGGAUUUCAAACCAGAGAUACUCGACAUCCCAACAUUCCAGCAGAUUAUAAGGAAGAUGCUUUACUUGGAAGAGCUGGACAUGCGAGGACUAUGGCAGGACAUCCCCAUCGAUACAUGGUCAACACUCUCGACAUAUUGUUGUAGCCUCCGUACCCUACGAAUCCAUCUCCAGGACAUCAACACAGGAUCGCCCACAAUUCCGGAUUUGAUCGCGUUUUUCCCUCAACUUCACACUCUGGAGAUGCAUUCUCAGCUUUUCAGGUCAGAUCCAGACCUAUCGACCUUGGGGUCAGUCCUGCAACAGCACGAACAAAAGCACGGCACUCCACAUCCGUUAAAGUCGCUCCUGAUCAUAGGACGGCUGAAUCAGUCAGACAAACUCUUGGUGGACGCCUUGACGCAGGGGUUGGCCCACCUGGAGGCGUUGCAAAUCGAAAAACUACAUGUCGACCAUGAUAGGCCUGUGCAGGACGUGGACCUUUCCUUCUCUUCUCAGCAAGUUUUGGAGGGGCUGUUGUCAAUUGAUUUGUUGCUGCUGCCCAUUCGAUGCCAGGAUACGUUGCGACAACUUCACGUCUCCGACGUGCCAUUCCUCGACAAGCCCCUGGCGGUUCAGUUCUUCGCCCGACUCCAGGAAUUCAGUGGUUUAAGAACACUUCAGAUCUCAAUUCAACACCUCCGAGACCUCGUAUCCUACCCGCCCUCUGCUUCAGAGCUCGCUUCUAUUGGAAGCAGGACAACAGGCGACACUCGACAGAACAAUGGGAACAGGAAUGCACCGAAACCAAAAAUGGAAUUUUCAUUUCCAACCGUCCAGGUUCUAAAGCUGACAGGCGUCCACGAGAUAUCUGGAGGAGAUCCGGAACGAAAGGAAACCACCCGACCACUGGAGCUGUGCGAGAUUCGACUUUUCAUAGCUGCGUUUCCAUCGCUCACACAUCUCCACAUCCAAAUCACACCUGAUGUUAAUCCGAAGCAGUUCAACCCUGCUCGGUUUUUAGAGCGUUUGAUCCCCAAGGUCAAAGUCAUUACCUUCUUUGAGUAA